Messenger RNA from Auxenochlorella protothecoides, 2079 nucleotides. Its product is annotated as General transcription factor IIH subunit 2. Gene Ontology annotation, molecular function: zinc ion binding. Lineage: Eukaryota; Viridiplantae; Chlorophyta; Trebouxiophyceae; Chlorellales; Chlorellaceae. Gene Ontology annotation, cellular component: transcription factor TFIIH holo complex. The record is from RefSeq and is a predicted model, not a curated record. The transcript has 13 exons. Gene Ontology annotation, biological process: regulation of transcription by RNA polymerase II; nucleotide-excision repair. Bases 1 to 2079 code for a protein of 692 amino acids.
AUGGACCUUGCGAACAACCCUGAGCCCGACGAGGCGGACGAGGAGGUCGGGGCCCAGGAGCAGCAGGCCGAGCAGCUGGCGUACGAGAGGGAGUACGAGGACGACUACUCCUGGGAGCAGCUGCAGGAGGACGAUCAGGGCAACCUCCGGGGCCCGGACUCGGCGGCGGAGCGCAGGGCCCGACGCACCCGGACCCUGAACGCGGCGCACGCGGCGCGUGUCCAGCGAGGCCUCAUCCGCUACCUGCAGGUGGUGGUGGACCUGUCCCGCGCGGCGGCCGCCACCGACAUGCGACCCCUGCGCGCCGCGGUCAUGGCCGGCUGCCUGGCCCGCUUCAUCCGCGCCUUCUUCGACGAGAACCCGCUGAGCCAGCUGGGCCUGGUCGCCAUGCGCGAGGGCACCGCGCGCGUGCUCAGCCCCCUCGCCUCCAGCCCGGAGGCGCACAUCGCCAGGCUGAAGUCCAGCCUGGACACGGGGGGCGAUGCCUCGCUCCAGAAUGCACUGGACCUGGCGGUGGGGGGUCUGCGCAGCGUGCCGCCCUACGCGCAACGUGAGGUGCUGAUCCUCUUUGCCGGACUCUCCAGCUGCGACCCAGGCGACAUCAUGGCCAGCGUGCAGGCCGCGCGCGCCGCGCGGGUGCAGGUGUCGGUGGUCGGCCUCUCCGCCGAGGUGUACGUCUGCCGGGAGAUGACGCGGGUGACGGGGGGGAGGUACGGCGUGGCCCUGGGGGAGAGCCACCUGUCCGACCUGGUACUGGAGCAUGCUGUGCCGCCCCCCAUGGCGCCGGGGUCGAGCAACUACAGCCUGGUGAAGAUGGGGUUUCCCAGGAGGGAGCCCCAGGCCCCGGGCGCCGCCGUCUUCACAGGUCCGGAGGCUGUGCUCCUGUCCGGUGGGUACACAUGUCCACAAUGCGCGGCGCGUGUGGCGGAGCUGCCCUCCCAAUGCCACGCGAAGCGCUGCGCCGGAUGUGGGCACGAUUUUGCAUCCGGGGACCUGACCUUUCAAUGUCCAGAGUGCCGCCAGACCUAUUGUUUGGACUGCGACGCCUAUAUUCAUGAAGUGCUGCAUAACUGCCCGACCUGCGAACUGACGUGCUCCCAGCCCCUCUGCCUCGGUGCGUCGGAGGGCGGUGCAGACGCCUGGGUAAAGGCGCUCGACAUCCGGGCCCCACUGAGCCCGCCCCCCUCCCCACCACCCUACACAGCACAUCCCGUGCCAGACAGCCCAGAGGACACGGCCGUCGCGUCCUCGCUGAGCGUGUCUGCCAUUGCUGGCAUAGGAGCGGGCGGGCUGGCCAUAGUGGCGCUGGUGGCCUUGCUCCUCAAGUACGCCUGCUGCUCCCUGGGCCUGGGCGGCCUCUGCUUCAAGUUGUUCUCGUGCACCAAGGCCUCCCCCACCGCGGAGGCGGCUGACGCCUCGGCAGCAGCCGGCGCUGAUGAUGAGGAUGACUCGGGGGAGGGGGUGACGGCGACCGUCAGGACGCUCGCCAAGGCGGCAGCCGACGCCGACGACGAGGAGGAGGAGGAAGCCCGGGACCGCUUCCCAGCCAUCGCAGCGGUGCCCGCGGCGCGAGCCCCAGCCGCCAGGUUGCGGCCGCAGACCUCGCUGCCGGCGCCGCGGCGGCCUGUGGUGUACCAGGAGGAGCUGGCGCACGCAGAGUCCCUGCAGGCGCCCCGUGGUGCCAGGUACUACGAGCUGGAGCUGGAAGACGUCGUUCAGCAGGAUCCUCCGCGGCGCGGCGUGGCCCGCUCCCAGUCCCUGCGACCGCCUUGCGAGCUUGAUUCGGGCACCAUGGCGACGUCCGCAAAGCUACCCCAGGUGUACCUCGAUCAGGCCACGGCCGCGGUCUUCACCCUGGCGGGAGCCAUUGUCGGCCUGAUCCAGGGCGCGAUCGUCACGCUUGCGAGUCACUACCCCGACAUCGCGACCAAGCUGAAGCUGGACAAGGUGCGGGCAAAGGCUAACCUGGUAGAUGCUGGCAAGACCCCGCAGGCUGUUCGCACGCCAGAGCUCCCCGCAGCAGCUGCUUACAAGGGCAGCAAGAAAGCCAAGUCCAGGAAUGGAGCUCACAAGAAAUGA